Messenger RNA from Nasonia vitripennis (jewel wasp), 9565 nucleotides. RefSeq lists its product as uncharacterized. NCBI's taxonomy places the organism in Eukaryota, Metazoa, Arthropoda, Insecta, Hymenoptera, Pteromalidae. The record is from RefSeq and is a predicted model, not a curated record. Bases 4392 to 6542 code for a protein of 716 amino acids. The transcript has a single exon.
GUUAGUGUGUACGCAUGCAUAGCUCGCCGGAGAGCGAUUAUCCGCACAUAGGACUUCGGAGCCGAGCGGUGCGCACGCGGCGCUCCGAUUUUAUUGCACGCGCCAGCGAGCAAAAGUCGCGCGAAAACAUACACUCGGCUCGCAGCGGCCCGAUGCGCGAGUAUAUAACAUACGAGAGAAAGAGAGAGAUGAUGAUGAUCGAGGGAAGCAGCGGCGGCAGGAAAUCACUUUCGUUGGAAUUCCGAGAAGCGAGCUUCGUUAGGUGCCGGAUAGGCUGGCCCGAGCGGUGCUUGCUUAGCUCUCUUUCGCUACGCUUCUUCUUCUCUCUCUCUCUCUCUCUCUCUCUCUCUCUCUCUCUCUCUCUCUCUCUCUUUCUCUGUCCGCCGCCGCCGAGUCUACCGAACUCACACGGAUUUUACGGACGGGAAUUUCUAGAGUGAGAGGAGAGUCAUUUUUUACGGAGCGGCCGAGUGGUUUAUGAAGAAUGCCGCGCGCGCUCGCGCUCUCGACCUCUUCUUCUUCCUCUUCUUUUUAUUUCUCUCCCGCGCGAGGGGCGACUCUUUUGGCAGUAUAGAUCUCCGCGCGCCGCCGGAGAGCGGGAGAGGAGAAAUUUUGCGGACUGUUAACAUUCUUGAGGCAUUCGACAGCGAGAAUCGCAGCCGCCGAUCGAUGUGCCGGCUUUGCAUAUAAGCCAGAUAUUCGGGAUUAGGAGAUAUAUUUAGAAGCUCUACGGCUGGACGAAAGGAUUCCUCCUUCUCUCACACUCUAUCCUCGUACCCUCUUGCCAAGACGCGUUUCUCGGCCGUCCAGAAUGUUCUAAACAAAAUCGGCCGCCGUCGCAGAGCUGCGCGAGCCCGUGCCGUUAUAAUAUGCCAGCCAGCUCCGUACGGAAUUAUUGUGCGAAAAAGGGGGAGGGGAAGGUGUCACUCGGCAGAACCUUUUAUGACACUUUACGACGGUAACCCGACAUUUGACGCAGGUCGAAAUCAUAACGAUCUCCUAUCCCAGAGACGAACGAACCUACCAGUGCUCGGAGAAACGCACCGCCGCGCUGCUGCGAGAGAUGUGGGCCCUUGAAAUGCAAGCAUAUGCUCUCUCGAGAGUGUGAAAUUCCUUGAAGAAAACCUUCAACGCCAGCGAGCAAACACCCGACGCAAUCUGUCGCGCGCAUGCAGCCACCCCAUUAACUAAUGGCGUCAGCCGUCGUGUUUUCGAUGAUUUCAGAAUUUCUCAAACACUGCGCGCAUUUAAAUGCCAACUUUUGAAUCGCGCGCCAGCGCUCGCGGCGUGUGCGGUUACGUUUCAAAACGUGUGACUCUCGCGAGUAACACGAUACGCUGGCGCUCAAUGAAAAUCUGGUUUUCACCGAGACCUUGAAAAAUCUCUCGCGCGCACACGGCAGCGGAUUUUCAGGUGGCUUCUUCGCUUUUUUUGUUGUCCCGCAGUCGUGACAUAUUAUGUAAACACUCGUCGAGCUAUCUCUCCGGCAAUUUUGAUAAGUGGCUAUUAUAUUUUCGAUGAUUCGCUUCUUUUUUCUCUUUCUCGCCCCCCCCCCCUCUCUCUCACGCGCUAAGAGAGCGAUACGAUAAACGUGAUUUUUUAGUAGGCAGCGUAUUAUGUAAACAUCGUAAAUCAGCGGCGAAUUUCCACAGAUAUGUGUUCUCUCUGCUAGUUGGACGGAUUUCUCUCUCUCUCUCUCUCUCUCUCUCUCUCUCUCUCUCUCUCUCUCUCCGCGUUCGAUCGAGAGGCGUCACGUAGCUCGAGGUGAGAGAAUACUCGCGUUACGUCAAUGAACGGCUCUCGGAUUAAUUUUAUUUUCCGCUGUCUUCACCAAAACACCGGCGCGUCUGUUUGCUUUGCUACACAAUACACAAUCGACGACAACAACAACAACAAGACGGCGAGGGGGAUUAGUUUCCGACCGAAGAUCAUUUCGGAAAACUAAUCUAAUACCGAUCUUUUCGAGUGCGCCGAUAGCGCAGCGCAUUAUCACCAGCAGCGUCAGCCCCCGAUUUCGCAAGAGCGAAUCUCCGCCAUCUAUAAUUAGCGGCAUUACCCACGUAAACGCAACGGCUUUUAUUAUUCGGCGUAAUUAUAGCCCCGCUUUGCUAAACGCGGAGGAGCGGAGAGCUUUACUGCCGUCUCCGCACAUCCACUCACGCGCGUGCACAACACAUCCGCGAAUAAAUCACGAGAGCCAACGGUCCGCGAGCAAUAAAAUCCCAAUAAUCCGUCAAAUCACUCGCCAACACACCCAUCGGGAGAGUGAGAGACAGAGAGAGAAAAAUCCAACCACACACAUUUCCCCAGCACGCAUACCGAUGUGUGUAUAGGAGGAAAAGCCAAGUAUCGCGACAUAAAGCAGUCGUUUUAAUUGAUACACUCCCGCCUGUAUCGUGUGCGUAUGUGUAUGUACGUACGUACACGAACGCGCAUACUCAUUCCCCGCGCGAGCAUGUGUGCGCGACGGCAUCAGUCAGCGCCUGCCGUAAUAAUCUCGCGCGCGCAUGUUUUGACUAAAUUGAUAGAUAACAGCUGACCUCUUUAUGGGACUAGGCACGAAUCGCCGCGGCGACUCUAUGUAUGUGUUCGCUGGCAUACCAGCAACGCGCGCGCGCGUGAUAUACCUACACACUUGUUUACCGACUUUUCAGAGAGGAGCAUCGGCAAUCUUCGUAUACGCUUUCAGAGAGAAAAAUCGUCGCCGUGGUCGUCAUUAUCAUCGCGAGAGGGGGGGGAGGUGGACGACACGGUAAAGUGGUAGUGAGAAAGAGCUUACACGUACAGGCGCAUGAGCGAGCGCAACUCGGUAUAUGCGCCGCAGGAACGCGGAGGGAGAGGCAGGCGCGUAAAAAUCCGCUUGGCUCCGAGCUGGCUGGCUUGGUCGACUGCGGUGCGGCGGCGGCAACCGAUCGAGCAGACAACAUGGCGCCGGGACUGACUCGCAGCUCUCCGCAGCACUCUCUCUCCCACUCCUCUCUCUCUCUCUCUCUCGCUCUCUUCGGCUCGGGCGCGCGAUCGCGGAGGCGCGUCGGGGUCCGCCGUCCUCUGCGCGUGUGUGUGUGCUUGUUGCACAUGCAUCGCCGACGAAGGCUGCGCAUUUGUGUAUGCGUGUGCGCAACGUAUGCAUCGUCAUUAACGGAAGUGAGGCCACAAAAUGGCGUCCUUUUAGCGUCGACGUCGAGGACGAUCGACGGACUCGGUUCGAGGUGUGAAAGGCGGAGAAGGAGGGCGCCUACGCCCGGCUCUGUGUGCAUGUAUUCCGUGUACGUAUAUCUGAGAGCGAGCGAGACGGAAAAGUACCUAUGGAGGCCGAAAGCCAGCAGAAGGCAGUGGCGCAAAGAAAGAAGAACGACUGGUGGCAGUGGCACGCCGCUCUUUCUCUCUCUCUCUCUCUCUCUCUCUCUCUCUCUCUCUCUCUCUCUCUCUCUCUCGCUCGCUCGCACACGCGAGAGAGAACUCGGCUCGCGGCGCAGUGGUGUACGUGCGUGCGCUAGCGCCUCGUCAGUCCGUCUCUCUCGGCCGUUCCUGGAAGGGUAAACGGUCCGAGGGGCGCGCAGAGAGCGGUGCGGCGAGGAGAGCGGCGGGAGAGGGGGGUGGAGCGGUGCCCGGCUGCUCGUCAGAAAAGGAGAGAGAGAGAGAGAGAGAGAGCGCGAGCGCGCGUGGUGGGGGCAGCCCGGCGCGCAGAGCGACGGAGACGGAGCGAGCGCCUCCGCCUGUGAGUCUAGCGAGGCAGGCAGCGCAGGCAUUGCCAGAGCCAGUCAGUCGAGACUGCUGUGUGCGUCCGGUGUGUGCGCUACGUGAGAGAGUGCUGCAGCAGUGCAGCCGCUCACCCAGCCAGUCAGAGAACCAACAGCAGCAGCUCGUAUUUUCGUGUGCCUGUCCGAUACCCCAGCGAUGUUACGUCGUCGUCGUCGACUAGCCUCCUCUCAUCAUCGCCAGUGCCUUGUUCAUCUUCGUCUUGUUGCGUGAGAGCAGAUAGAGGCGCCACUCCGAAGCAGAGAGACGGACGAAUCACGGACACAUUGCGCGCGUGUAUAUCCGAUCGUCGCCGACAGUGUGAGUGCUCCCGUAUACGUAUUCAGCAUUGUGCAACUACACUCGGAACAGCGGCGCGGCUCUUCUCCUCCGAGAAAGAGAGCAGCGAGAGUGCCACCAGUGCGGACGUUGUUUUAUUGCAUUGCACGCACGCUAGCGCCGAGAGGGGCAAGCGCGCGUAUAUUUCCAUUGAACGUAUAUCUGUGAACGAACGAAGCGGCAGCAGCAGCGGCAGCAGCAGCGGCAGCAGCAGCGGCAGCGCGAAACAGAGACAGAGAGAAAGCGCGCGCCCGCGUGCCGCCACCAGUGCCGCGCCACACAUACUCACGUCUCACGCGCCCGCACGCACCGCUAUGGCCCAUGGCGUGAGCGAAGUGCUCGGCGAGGGGAGCACCGUCGUGAAAAUGCUCGCCGCCAGCAAGCAGCAACAGCAACAGCAGCCACCGACGAGCAUGCAGCAGUCGGGCGGCAAUCUGAGGAAGAGCGUGGGUGUGAUGGGCAGCCGGCGGAUCUUCGCGCCGGCGUUCAAGCUCAAAGUGCUCGACUCGUACCGCAAAGACAUCGACUGCCGGGGCAACCAGCGAGCCACCGCACGUAAGUACGGCAUCCACCGGCGACAGAUCCAAAAGUGGCUCCAGUGCGAGGAGAACCUGCGCAGCUGCUGCAGCGCCGACGGCAGCAGCAGCAGCAGCAGCAGCAGCAGCAGCAGCGGCUCGUCCUCGAACGUCGCCACUCCCGCGAGCUCGCCCCAGAAGGAGCUGCUCCUCGACUCGUGCGUGGCCGUGCCACCAGCAGCAGCAACAGUACCGCAGCAGCAUCAUCAUAAUGGCGCUCCAGCAUCGCCGGCCUUGAACCUCAGUCUCGCCAGACUGCACGGCGACGAGCUCGCCGCCGCGGCCGCAGCGCAGCAGCACCAGCCUCCCCCUCCACCGCCGCCUCCUUCCUCGAGCGCGCAAGCGCUCGCUGCGCAGCACCAACCCACAGCCUCGGCGGCGGCAGCGAAUUACCGAUUUCACGGCGCUGCAGCUACUGCAGCCGCCGCGCGGCCGACCGGAUAUCCGGACUUGAAAGACAAAGUCCUCCCGAUCCAGCAGCACUACCAGCCGCCGGCCGAUUACUCCGUGCUCGAACUCUAUCCGCCGAGCCUCUACCAGCAGCAGCAGCAGCAGCACCACCACCACCACCACCGCUACUUCCAGCCCCCGACGAUCAGCUACCCCGUCGAGUCUCCCAAGCUCGAGGAGGAGAGCUACCCGCGCAGCUCGCUGCUCGCGCCGGCGGACAUCAAGACCGAGCGCGCGAGCCCCGACUCUCAGCGCGAGUCCCUCACACCCGCCGUCGAACCCGAGAAGCAGCAGCUCAAGAGGGAGCGACUGGACGACGAGGAGCACGACUUUCAGCGCAGCGCCAGCAGCAGCGUCAGCCCGCCCCUGCCUAGUCACCACCAGCACCUGGACUACCAGCAGCAGCAGCACCACCUGGAGGCCCUGCCGCCCAGCCCCCAGCACAGCGACAGGUCCACCGGCUGCUCCUCGUCCGACAGCGAGAUGGACCAGCAGUCCGGAGGCCCCAACGCCGCCGACCUCGCUCGCCGACGGUCCUUCAGUCUGCGCUUCAAGCUCGACGUACUCGACGCCUUCCACCGGGACGCGGGCGUCGCCGGCAACCAGCGCGCCACCGCCCGCAAGUUCGGCAUCAACCGGCGCCAGGUGCAGAAAUGGCUCGGCCAGGAGAGCGAGCUCCGCGGCGUCAUCGAGCUCUGCGGCAGCAACAACCGCCAGCGGCUGGGACCGCUCCAGGAGACCCCCCAGACGCCCUACGGCCCGGAGUCACCGGUUGACCUCAGGACCAGCGAGCUCGGCCAGGUCUCGCCACACCAGUACCAGGAGUACGCCGUCGACUCAUCGCUGACGCCGCCCUACAGCGCCCCGGGCUGCUCGCUCUCCUGCUGCCAGGAGCCCACCCCCGUCGGACAGACCUACUACUGCUACUCGCCUGAGAGCACGCCGCCGGCGCUCAAGCGGUCGCCAUGCACCGAGGCCUGCUGCUAUCCCGCGCCCAAGAGGCUCUGCACCGAGGAGAAGCAGCAGCCCAAGGAAGAAGAACAGCCCAUCCAGGAGACGCCGCUCUGUCUGGUAAAGCCGAAGAGGCCCGCCGACGAGCCGGUGUCCAGCACCGUGUCCACGCUCCCUGCACCAGCGGCGCAGACCAGCAAGAAGAACGCCAUCCUGUUCAAACCGUACCUGGACAACCCCGUGAGCAAGCCCAGCGCAGAGGAAACCUCGGCCGCCGCCACCAACAAUAACAACAACAACAGCCAGGAAGCGACCAACUUCAACGAGAGGCCCACGGCGCAAGCAGACCUGGCGCUCGAGCUUAGCUUCAAGCCGCCGGUAAGUUUCCGACCACCAGCACCGCAGCAGCAGCAGCAGGUUCAGUACCCGGAGUACCCGCAACGAAGUGCCUUCUUCAGGUAUCCGACCAUCGGCGUUCACUACUCGUAGUAGUCGGAUGUAUACAGCUUCUAACUACUUGCCUUGUUGUGUAUAAUAGAUCGUAUAUUGGCGGACUUGCGGAUUUUAUCUCUUGUUUGUAUAGGCCCCGCGCGCGCAGACGGGGGGAGAAUAACACGGGGAGAGAAAGAGAGAUCUUAUCUCGGAGGGACGCACCAAGAAACAGAGCCGGACAAAUGGGAUCUAGUCGGUAUUAUUGAGGAAUAUCUCUUCUGACCCUCUCCGCGGCUGUUUUCACUCUGGGGAUCAUCCUCCUCCGAUGAUCUGCAUCUAUUACGGCUGUUUGCGUUUGAAACGAAUAUGCUCUCGAAUUAUCAUCGUUGAUUGAAUCGCAAUCAACGCUGGAUCGGUUAAUCGAAUUAUACACUCGCGGGCGGGGUCAGAAGACAUGCGUACACAAGUAGCGGAGAUUGACAGGGCGAUCGACUAGUCGUGAGCGUACGUUAUUAUAAAUAUACUCUUUUCGAAUAAUAAUGAUAAUCGGGCCGCUGGAAAAGUCGAGAAUUCGGCGGCGGCGGCGACACGAGGUCGCGCGAAGGUCGCGUCGUCCUGUGCAGCGCGCGUACGCCGACGACGAUAAUUACGCGUUUAUUACGCGAGAUCCGCUGGGGGAGGGCCGCCGUACAGACAAAUAGGAGCGGCGGCGACGGCCAAUCGACGCGACACGCACACACUCAACACGUGUAUAUAUCGGAGCGUGGGUGCUUGUCCGUCGCUGCGAGAGGUGUUUCGCUUCCAUUGACGAGCGGAUCGACGGUAUAUUCUUCUCUCUUCUUCUAUACUAUCGUUAUCAUUUUCUUUUCUCUUUUGCAUAAUUCGUUUGUAAUUUGUACAUAUGUAAAUAGAGUUCUCGACCGCUUAGCAGCAAAGAUAUUUUUGUACCUCAUCGAUCGGUUGGAGAAUCGCGCGGAUAAGACGCUCAAAACGAUGUGCUUUUUCAAAAGACAGAAGAAACACUUGCGACGAUGAUUCCAAACUAGAUCGAUACGUUAUAUUGUAUACGAGUCCUCGUGUGCCUUUUCUUCCGACGGAAGAGCGCGUCAGCGUAUCGGUGCUUUAUUGAGAGACGCGAGUGUGCAGAUAAUAUAGAUGUAUAUUACGCGCGCAGGAGAUCUCGAUCGAUCAUUUAUCGAAAAACAAUUAAGAGUCGUGUGAUGACGAUGUGUAACUCAUGUGCCUUAUAAUAACGCGUCCGAGCGUGCGAUUUGUGAGAGAAGCGAUUUUUCUCGUUCUGAACAGUAUUUUCACGGGCUGCGCGUCGAGACUCGUUCGCGAAUUUCUCAGCAUAAUAACGAUCCGCAAGUAUUUUCGAGAGUAAAUUAUAUAUUUUUUAACGAUGGAUUCGCGAACGACGCGUCUCGACUCGAAGCCCCGGUAUUCUUUUCGUCUAAAAAGUGUUUGUAAGAGACAUUUCCAAAAAAGAUAAAGAAGAAAAAAAACAAUCGAAGCAGUAAAUCUACGACUAAACGACUUUCGUGAUUCUCGAAAAACAGAUGCAACAAUAAUUAUAUGAAUAUUAGGGUCGUGUGCCUUAGCCUGCCCGCGUGGCCUUCUCGCCGGGUCCAGGCCGUAAUGUGUACAAUAAAAAGUAAAUUCAAAAACUUUGAAAGCUAAUAAUAGUAAUACAGCAACGUCGUCUCUACGACGUGAACUAAGUGCAUAAGUUUAAUAGUCGUAAGCCAUAAUGAAAUGACAUAAUGCCAUAAUGUUUUACAUAAUUAUCGCAUAGAGAUAUAUUAUAUUAUUAUAAUUAUUAUAUUAUACAUUAUAGUUAAAGGAUUUAAAAAAAAAACGAAGCAUAAGCAUCGCCGAACGACUGAGGGUAUGUAGGAGCGCAGGCGAUCAGUUAUAUAUUUUGCAGCAUCGUUGCCCACAAGAGUCUAUAACUGUAUAAUGUCGCGUGUAUGCGUGUAUCAAUCGACGACUGCGAGUUUGUUUAAGAGAGAAAGAGAGCGACACCAUAAUCACACACAGACAAAAACAGAAGCAAGGAAAAGAGUAUGCGAGACGGGACACCUGCGGUGGCUCGGCGUGAAAAACCGGCCGACCAACGCCCCUUUCCGUGCAAUCAUUCAUACACACAUUAUAUUACAUAUAGUAUAUAUUUUACGCAUCAGCCUUUGCGAGUUAAGCAGAUCGUUUUUUCGGGUGUCUUGCGAAUCACAAAACAAUCGGUGUAUACGAAUCGAAGAAAAAGUUGUUAUUAUAUUUAUAAGCGAGCGUCGAGCGCCUGUGAAAAAAGCCACAACGUACUAUUUGUAUUCGGGAAAGAUACGAUAUUUUUAUUACAAAACACAAAACGCGCGAGCUUUUGCUCGGGUACGAGACACAGAGGAAUCACAAUCGUGCCUUACGACAACAAUAUAAUAUGAUAUACAUAAUGUCUUUGCUGUUGAAUAUUUCGGAAGGAUCCUCCGAUUAAACUAAAAAUGUGAUAAAACGAAAUUUGUUUCUAAAAAAAUUUGUAUAAUUCGACCACGAGUCUUCGUCGUGCCUGACAAAAAAUGUAAGAGUAUAUAUUAUAUAUUUAUAUUUAAUUAGCGCAUAUUAUUAUAUUAUGUAUACGCAUACACGAAAUUUUCGCAACAAAAUUUUCUUGUUACGAUAUGCGUCGAGAACAUAUCGAACAUUGUGAUUAUAUAGAUCGACGAAAAAAGCGAUUCAAGAGAAAAAGAGACAAGUGAAAGUGGCUGAGAACGUGUGCGUUGGCGUGAGAAUGGUCAAACGUUAAAAAGUGCAAAAAGAUUUUUUUAGUUUAUAUACGUAUAGAUACGUCUCUAUCGACUGUGUAAAGGGGGGAAGAGAAAAACGGCGUUGUAUACAUCGGUUCAGAAAAAAGACGUCCUUUUUUCUACGCUCGAGAAACGAAACUAUAUUGUAUUGAUAAUUAUUGUAUUUGUAUAUGUAUAUAAAUUUCAAUCAUGCGCGCGUACAUGCAGAAAUAUGUGCGAAAGAAUAGAAACUUAUAUUGAAUUUGAAAGAAAUAUAAGAGAUUAUUUUAAAACAAAACAAAA